Molecule: messenger RNA, 2919 nt
Organism: Amborella trichopoda
Lineage: Eukaryota; Viridiplantae; Streptophyta; Magnoliopsida; Amborellales; Amborellaceae
Product: U-box domain-containing protein 30
Biological process (GO): protein ubiquitination
Molecular function (GO): ubiquitin protein ligase activity
Source: RefSeq, a predicted model, not a curated record
AUUUUUUUCUCUAGAAAGGGGGUCUCUUUCUGGAUGCUUUGCAGAGAGAGAGACCAGUACUGCUCGCUGGGAGUUUGAGGGGUGUAUUUUUUCCUCAGGUCUCUGUCUCUCUAAAACUCUCUCUUUUCUCCUUCCAAACCGGCAUUGCGGUGUUUGGGUUUUCUUUCUGAAGUUCGAGCUGGUAUGUUCAUGGUUAUGAGGCCAUUUAUUUGAUUCAAUUCUUUUAUUUUCUGCAUUUCUAUUUUUUUUCUCUCAGUUUUUCUGUCUACAUUGGGCCUGAUCUUUGAGAAAGAGUGCAGUUUUUUUGGGGGCUUUUGUUUUUGUGGGGUUAGGGUUUUAGGGGUGUGGCUUUUGGCUUUGAAUCUGGGAGGUUCACUGUGGAUUAGGGCGUCACUUUAUUCUCUUUCUCUAUCUAAUCUUCUUUUGAUGAUUCCCGUUUUUGUGGACCAUGGGGUUUGUUGCUUUUUCACUUUGGUUUUAGGGCUGAGGGGAUUAUAUGUCUAUGAUGGUUCUUUUGACUGGAAAUCAGAUAAAGCAGAAACCCCAUGAAAGGUUUGCUUGAUUGGUGCUCUCUUUGGUAGGACCUUGUUUCUCUCUCUAGUCAAUGAGAGAGAAAGGGAGCCCAUCUAUUGGGACCAGCUUGUCCCUUUGAAGGGUUUCCUUUUGCAGGUUUUGCUCCUGGGCUUUUUAGGGUUCUUUGCUCUUUCAGAACUUUCAGGUUUCUUCCUCUACCACUCACUUUCUCUCUCUAGAUUGGGGGGUCUCUUCUUGAAUCCAUCAUUUCUUUGGUGGGUGUUGAGAUCAGUUUGCUCAGAUGCCAUUAUUUCAGUUACCGGUUUGGAGAAGGGAUGGAGAGAUCAGGUAUGACACACUCUGUGCUCUGGAUCUCGAAAGCCACACUGUGAUAAACCAGAAAGAAGAGAGCUUUAGAGAGAAAAUAGACCUGAAAACCAUGAUUGAUGAGCUUGACUGUGUCGAAAUCCCCUGUGUUUUCAUUUGCCCCAUUUCGCUGGAGCCCAUGCUUGACCCUGUAACUCUAUGUACCGGCCAAACCUACGAUCGUGCGAACAUUAUGAAAUGGUUUUCAAUGGGUCAUCUCACUUGCCCAACCACCAUGCAAGAGCUUUGGGAUGAUUCUAUUACUCCCAACAAAACCCUACACCACCUUAUAUAUUCAUGGUAUUCUCAGAGAUAUUUGUAUCAAAAGAAGAGAUCAGAGGAUGUUCAAGGUAGGGUAAAGGAGUUAUUGGAAACCCUGAAAAAGGCAAAGGGCCAAACCAGGGUUCAGGCUUUAAAGGAGCUUCACCAAGUCGUUUCAGCUCACGAAUCAGCAAAAAAAACAGUAGUUGAUGAAAAUGGGGUAUCUCUAAUUUCCUCUCUCUUGGGUCCUUUCACUUCACAUGCGGUUGGUUCUGAAGCCAUUGCAAUUCUGGUCAAUAUUACUUUAGAUUCAGAGGUAAAAUCCAGUCUUACGCAACCUGCAAAGGUAUCUUUAAUAGUGGACAUGCUCAAUGAGGGGACAUUGGAGACCAAAAUCAAUUGCACGAGGCUUAUAGAGAUUCUGAUAAAUGAAAAGGAUUUUGGUUCCGAGAUUGGCUCAAGCCUUAGCUUACUAUCUGGUCUCCUUCGUUUAGUUAAGGAUCGAAGGUUCCCUAAUGGAAUAGCCGCUGGUCUUGGUUUGUUGCGGAUUUUGUGUUCUUAUAAGCAGGUUCAAACCCUAGUUGUGGGAAUUGGGGCCGUUUCUCAAUUGGUUGAGCUUCUACCAAAUGCUAAUUCAGAUUGUUUAGAGAUGGCUCUUUCAAUAUUAGAGUUGCUAUCCUCUGUACCAGAGGGCCGCAUGGCUUUAAAGGAUUGCCCUGUAUCCAUCCCAAAUUUAGUUAAGCUUUUGAUGAAAGUUUCAGAGAUUUGUACUCAAUAUGCUCUAUCUAUUUUGUGGGCUAUCUGUAAGCUUGCACCUGAAGAAUGUGCAGCUUUGGCUGUUGAGGCUGGGUUAGCUGCUAAGCUCUUGCUUGUUAUACAGAGUGGGUGUAACCCUGCUUUGAAACAGAGGUCAGCUGAGCUUCUCAAGCUUUGUAGCCUAAAUUACACGGCAACCAUUUUUAUUUCCAAAUGUAAACUCACGAGGACAAUCCAGUAGAGGGGAUACUUGGUAAUUUGGUGAGCUUCUUCGAGUUUUCGAACUUGGGUUUCAAAGCUUGAGCUAUGGAGAUUUGUUGGGGCAGGCUAAUUAUACACUUGGAGAUACUUGUAAGAGCAAGGUAAUUGCCCUUUUAUGGGCUCUCCGUUGUAUAGAGGAGCAUGUAGAUCCUGCUCUAUAAAUUGCAUACAUCACCAUGCUUGUAGAUUAUCUUGAAAUGGUGAGCCCAAUAUUGGAUUUGGUGCUCCUUGGAAAUUCGAAUAAGCAGGAGAAAUACUGGAUUUAUCUUGGUUUUGUUCUUCAUGAAUACAUCAAUUACUAUGCAAAAUUAUGGAUAUGAGGUUCCUGACAGGGCAACUUGUGAAUUCUUUUGUGGAACUAUAAGUAGGGUGGAACUUAUCGAAGAAACUUUGAAUUGGGGGGGGCAUCUGAGAGUGGUUUUAACGGAUUGGAGUUGCCUGGUCCCCUGACUUGGCUUAUGCUCUGUUUUUUGGCUGGGGAAUCUAGAGAAAAUGAGCAUCUUUGGGGACUUCAAUUGGUUCAAGUGGCUGGAGAACGAUCGAAAAUGAGUUUGGGUCAUUGAUUUCUCGUAUUUUCAAGGGGUUAAUAACCUGAACUGUAGAUGUUGCUAGAGCACUGCAACUUAAAACUCUUUUAAGUGUAUACACUCAUCUUGUUUUCCAUGAAAUGGACUUCUUGCCAUUAUUCAAUAUGUUUAUUAGUGAAUUUGUUUUUUUCCCCUUCAGGAUAUUUCAUAUUGAAUGCCAUAGUUUAUAUUCCCA